This is a messenger RNA of Empidonax traillii (willow flycatcher), 3041 nucleotides long. It is a transcript of the gene ZGPAT, whose product is annotated as zinc finger CCCH-type and G-patch domain containing. Gene Ontology annotation, biological process: negative regulation of DNA-templated transcription; regulation of transcription by RNA polymerase II. Gene Ontology annotation, cellular component: nucleus. The coding region runs from base 216 to 1841 and encodes 541 amino acids. The transcript is spliced from 6 exons. Lineage: Eukaryota; Metazoa; Chordata; Aves; Passeriformes; Tyrannidae. Gene Ontology annotation, molecular function: metal ion binding; RNA polymerase II cis-regulatory region sequence-specific DNA binding; DNA-binding transcription factor activity, RNA polymerase II-specific. The record is from RefSeq and is a predicted model, not a curated record.
CGCCGUGGCGGGGGAAGGCAGGGCCGGGCCCGGCCUCUCCUCGGACUCUCCCGUCUCCCGUUCCCAGCGGGACCAUCGCCCUGAUGAAUCCCAAGAGAAGGAGCGGGACGGCGGGUGGACGUCGCUUCUGCGGGCUCGUUAUCCGGAGAGUUCUUAAGUAAACGCUGGACGUGUUGUGAGUUCCCGCGGGCAAAGGCGCCUCCGUUGUGCCCAUAAUGGAUGAGGAGAGCCUGGAAGCGGCCAUCCACACCUACAACGCGCAGCUGGAGCAGGUGGAGCUGGCGCUGGGGGCCGGCCAGGACCCGUCGCAGCACUCGGACCUGGUGCAGCUGCAGGAGGACCUGAAGCAGCUGAUCGAACUGACCGAGUCCAGCCUGGUGGCUGUGAAAAAGAGCAAACUCCUGGCCACUCUGGACGCAGAUGCCUCCUCCUCCUCCCCGGCAGGUGUCCCGGGGCACGAUCCCAGCGUGGAGAGCUCUGCCCAGGAUGAGGAAUACGCUGCUUUUAAGGAAGCCAUUGCUGGCCUUGGAGCAGACGAGGAGCCUCCAGGGAAUAACAACGAGAACUCCUCGGAAGGAGGGGGAGAAACUGGUGAUAAAAAUGAAUCCAAGUGCAGCGAAGAGGAGGAGGAGUUAGAGAGGGAGGAGGAGGAGGAAGAGGAGGAGGAGCUGAGUGGGAUGAAGGUUAAAGCCCCCUACUACAGCUCCUGGGGGACCCUGGAGUACCACAAUGCCAUGAUAGUGGGGACAGAGGAACUGGAGGAUGGCAGUGCAGGGGUCAGGGUGCUCUACCUGUACCCGACCCACAAGUCCCUGAAGCCCUGCCCGUUCUUCCUGGACGACAAGUGCAGAUUUAAGGAGAACUGUCGGUUUUCCCAUGGCCAGGUGGUGUCUGUGGAGGAGCUCCAGCCCUUCCAGGAGCCUGACCUGAGCUCGCUGGGGGUGGGCUCAGCCUGCCUGGCGAAGCACAGCGAUGGGAUAUGGUACACGGCCAGAAUCACUGAUGUGGACAGUGGCUACUACACAGUGAAGUUUGACUCCCUGCUGCUCAAGGAGGCUGUGGUAGAAGGGGACAGUGUCAUCCCCCCACUGAGAAGUGAAGAUGCUGCUGGGUCUGAAUCUGACGAGGACAGUGUCGAUGAUUCUGGUUAUGCCAAAGUGAUAGAUUCCGGAGUUCCAGAGAACGGGGAGUGGACUCCUGCGUGCAGCUCUUCUUUCGGUGGCUGGGAAGCCCACACUCGUGGCAUUGGCUCCAAACUGCUUGUUCAGAUGGGAUAUGAGUUUGGAAAAGGGUUAGGGAAGAAUUCUCAGGGCAGAGUGGAGCCAGUGCAGGCUGUGGUGCUUCCUCGAGGGAAGUCCCUGGACCAGUGUGCUGAGGUGCUUCAGAAGAAGAAGCAGGGGAAGCUGGACCCAGGCAAAUCGAGGAAAUGCCGAGCAAAGGGAAACAGCUCCGGACAGUCGGGCGGCCGGAAGCCCCCCCGGAACGUGUUUGACUUUUUGAACGAGAAGCUGCGUGGGAAGAGCUCUGGGGACAAGGCUGGAGGGAUGGCCCUGCCCCAGAGGAACAGCAAGGAGAUCUACCACGCCAGCAAGAGCACCAGGAAAGUCCUGAGUGUCCACCUCUUCCAGACCGCGGAGGAGAUCGAACAAACGCUGAGGGAUAUCAGGGGAAUCCAGCAGGCCCUGGAACGCAACACCGGGCGGCACAGUGUUGCUGCAGCCAGGCUGGAGGAGAAGCUGGCAAAUGCUCACAAGAAGCUGGGGCAGCUGCAGGCCCAGGAAGCCAGGCUGCAGCGGGAGCAGAAGAAAGCAGAAACCCACAAGAAGAUGACUGAGUUCUAAGGUGCUGAGGAAGGCAUUGGACUGCAGGGAUUGUCCUUCUAGUGCUCCUGGCCUCAGAGCCUGGGUGAGCCAUCCUGAUCCUCUGGGCCUCAGGCUGCCCAGCCUGAAACUGGGUGGAAAAGCAGCAGUUUCUGGAUGCUUCUGAGCUCUGCUGGGACUGGAGAGGGGGAAGUACAGAUCCGUCCAGCCCCCAAAGCAUUCCCUGAGCUGGGCCUUGGAUGAGGACUGGCUGUACAAAAUAUGAUUCUCUGCUCUCUUGCACACUUUUUUCCUCCGUUUUCCCUGCGGUAGCACCUCCAUCCAGAGUCAGUGGCUGCUCAGGUGAUAACACUGCUGGCUGCAAAGCAGCUGAGGGGGCUUGGACAGCCCCACAUCCUGCCAUCAGCUGUGGCUUCUGCCUGCAGCCCCCCUGAGGAGCACAGGUACAGGCAGGGUCCAGAGCACGGCCUGGCAAAGCAGAAAAGGCGUGUGCUGGGAGAAAACAUCAAAGGCAAAGUGCUUCAGCUGCUCUCUGCCUUCUGGUUUUUACUGUGGGGUUUAUCUGAGGGCUCCAGUUUUUGGGGGGAGCAGUUCUUUGUAGCCUUAGUGUUAGGAAUAGGCAGAAAACUGGCAGCUCAGAGGUGGGAACCAGCGGCCUCGAGGAUCAGAUUUCAGCAGUUUGACUGUAAGAGUAUCCCAGGACAUGCUGUAGCCUAAACUCAUUUGGCUUGGCAGGGAAGGCUGUGUGGGUCCACAAGUAGAGUGCCAACAGUGGGGGAAUAAGCCAGCAGUGUAAUGGGAUUCCCAAACACUAGCAACAACUCCACGAGGAGCCUUGUGAUUUUUGUGACCAUCAGUUGGGUUUUUCUGUCCGAGGUGGCUCACUGAACACAGGUCCUUUUACUAAAAAACCUCAGGACCCAGGUGCAGGUUGGACUGGGCCCUGGAUGAGCACAAGGAGCAGGAUCUGUAUGUGUCCACUGUGCAGCCCUGCAGUGGGAGAGAUUGGGGCUGGGCUGGGAGCAGCACAGGCAAGCCAAGUGCCCUUCCCUGCACCAUGGAGAGUCUUUGGACAGGAAGGUUGUUCUCUCCCAUCUGUUACAUUCUGCAUUGGUUGCAGCCAAUCCUUGCCCCAGAGGAGAUGGUGGUUUCAUCAGACUGUUUCUGGUGGGAUUUGUGCAUUGUAAAGGCUUAUUUUUAAAAAAAAAAAUUUGCAAUUCA